Messenger RNA from Ixodes scapularis (black-legged tick), 1066 nucleotides. Its product is annotated as phospholipid phosphatase 1. Gene Ontology annotation, biological process: signal transduction; phospholipid dephosphorylation; phospholipid metabolic process. Gene Ontology annotation, molecular function: phosphatidate phosphatase activity. The record is from RefSeq and is a predicted model, not a curated record. Lineage: Eukaryota; Metazoa; Arthropoda; Arachnida; Ixodida; Ixodidae.
CAGACGAGUCACAAGAGGCCUGUGUUGUUGCGAAGACAAAUCCGUCUUUUAUAAGAGAGUUACGCUCGCUUUUCAAACUUUGUGAUGGUGGCUGCAAUGUUUUGAAGGGUGUACUGUUUUUUGUUUUGUUUGCUUUAUUUUCCAGGCGCACGCUCAGUCUGGAUGACGGGUGGCACACGGAAGGCCUAGGGGGCGCGGCGGCGCGGCCGGUCUCCGUCUUCGGUGUCGAAAGCAGACGACGGGAGCGGCGGCGGCGGCAGCAGACGCUUCGCGAUUUCGUGACACGACCGCGUCGCUGGCAGUUUGAAAGGCUUAGUGCUUGUGCGCGUUGUUUGCUUGUGUUUGAAUCAUGCAUUCGAGGAGCUGCAGCCUGCGGAGAGUUCUCACUUACGUGUGGAUACUCGCGCUUCUGCUCCUGUGCGUGGCGUCCAUUCGAGGCGCCUUCCUGCCCAGCAAGCUUCCGGGCUUCAGGUGCGACGACCCGGACAUCCGGCACCCGUUCCGUGGAGACACGGUGACCCUCGGCCAGAUCCUGCUCCUGGUCGUCGUCGUCCCGGGCCCGUUGCUCGCCCUGGUGGAGUGGUGGGCGAACCCCUGCGGACCUCUCGACUGGGGCGUAGUCGGGUCGGCGUUCCGUCACUACGUUAUCGGCCUGGAGCUGGUCUCUGUUUCCGUCGAGGUGGUCAAGACCCUGGUGACCCAGCCGAGGCCGCACUUCCUGGACUCUUGCAGGCCAGACUGGGACAGGCUCGACUGUUCGCGGGGGCUGGUGACGCAGUACGAGUGCACCAAUAAGGAGUCCCGGAUCCUGCUGGACAUGCACAAAUCCUUCCCAUCGGGCCACGCGGCACUCGGCUUCUACCUCUUCACCUUCGUGGCGAUCUACUCGCGGUUCCGGCUGUCCUCGACGUCGUCUCACCGGUCCCGGGUGUGGAACGGCGUCCUGUCGGCGUGCCUCCUGCUGCUGGCCUGCCUGAACGCGGCGUCUCGCGUCUACGACCGGAGGCACCACGCCGUGGACGUGCUCGUCGGAUCCCUCUUCGGCCUGCUGGGCGGAGUGGCCGCG